Molecule: messenger RNA, 435 nt
Organism: Letharia columbiana
Lineage: Eukaryota; Fungi; Ascomycota; Lecanoromycetes; Lecanorales; Parmeliaceae
Exons: 1
Coding region: 1-435 (144 amino acids)
Source: RefSeq, a predicted model, not a curated record
AUGCCACUCCUCACCCCCCUCCUCCUCGCCGCCUUAGCCGCCGCCACCGCUCCCCCUCGCCCCCCCGCGCGCGUCCCCGCGCCCCUCGUCGACGACGGCACCAUCCUCAACUUCGCCCCGACCCUCGCGUUCCCGCAGCGCGCCCUCUACGCCGGCGCCCUGGCCCGCUUCACCGGGCCGCCGGGUUCGCGGAUUCCCGUACGUUCCGCGCGAAACGUGCGGGCGGUGUGCUUCGGGGAGCGGAGCCACGUCGCCGUGUUGGGUUCGGCGCUGCGGGCGGCCGGGGUGGAGGCGACGGGGGGUUGGAGUACUCUACGGGGUUCCCGUACGCGGACGUGGGGUCGUUUGUCGGUCUCGCGGGCGUGGUUGAGGGGGUGGGGCGUUUCGGCGUGGGUUUUUGAAGGAGGGAAUGCCGGAGAUGGGGGGUCUCGUUGA